AUGCUUACAAACAACAUCAAGUACUAUGAGGCACUUGCCAUUUGGAAGACUGAAAUAUUUGGACAACACCGUUUCACAUACCUUGGGAAAGAUAAAAGCCAUAUCGAGUACAUUAAAACCACCUACAACAAUUUUCUUGCGAACGUGGAGAACAACAUGCGUAAAACUCCCACUCGGCAUCCAUCUCCACCACUGGCAGCUCUUCCAGUCACUGAGAUUGGCACGCAGUACCUUCCCCAACAGGCGAUUCAACAAGCUCUAUCAUGA
Phytophthora nicotianae INRA-310 is the source of this 267-nucleotide messenger RNA. RefSeq lists its product as hypothetical. NCBI's taxonomy places the organism in Eukaryota, Oomycota, Peronosporomycetes, Peronosporales, Peronosporaceae. The coding region runs from base 1 to 267 and encodes 88 amino acids. The transcript is spliced from 2 exons. The record is from RefSeq and is a predicted model, not a curated record.